GCAAAAUUGUCACAUUGCUGGCUGUGCUGGCGACCGCGAGCUCUCGAGAACGGAGACCUAUACACAUUCUACUGUCAAUUAAGAUCGUCUUCGCAGGAUUGAUACAGAUUCGAUGAAGGGUAAAAUCCGCUGCCGCCGUAAGGGGCAAAAAUCGCAAGGAGGUGUAUUUCCUGCGAGCAAAGACGCGCCGUCAGCGGAGCAGUUCGGACGCAUGCUGCGAUUUGGACAGUGCGAAGUGGAGAACAUUGUAUCUGUCGAAAGCGAUACUGAGGAGUCAGGAUCUGAUACAGGAUCAUCGGACAGCACAGGAUCAUCGGACAGCACAGGAUCAUCGGGCUCAGACUCGACCAACCCUAGUCUAGCCCAGAAAGAUGACACAUUACAGACCAAUGUUGUAACAUUCAGGACUGGAGACAGUGCUGUACUUGCAUCUCACUAUGAUGGAACACCAAACUUAUGGGUUGGCUAUAUCACAGAGAUAUGUGCAGAAUCUCUGGAUAUAGACAAGGUGUGGGUCAAGGUCUUUUGGACUUGGUCUGGCAGAGAUCUCCAGGCAUUGAUCCAGUCUUUUGAUGCAUCAGAGUUUGCUCCCUAUGAACGGGCUGUUUCAAACUAUGCCACAAUUGAAUCAGCAAGCACAUUGCUAGAUGUCAAGCACAUGUAUGAAUGGGAUGAACAAUCCUUGGACCCCCCAGAACUGGACUUUGACACCCUGUUUACAAGAUCUACAUUGUCCUAUGCCAGGAAGGUUGUUAAUCCAAAAGCAGCAUUUGAGAUGUGCUUGCCAGGCAAAUGCAGGUCACCAAGAGGCUAUAAUCCAUUCUCUGCUCACCAGCAUGAUGACACUAUAAUGCAUUUCUGCCCUCGGAUCACAUGCCGGAGAUGGUAUCAUCAGAUCUGUCUUCUGCACUGGAACAAGAUUGACAGCUCUGCUGUGACCCACCUUGCUGACCGUGGUGUCCGGCUCCUGGCUGUGGAUCCUGAUGAUGGGCAAAGCUGCCCAUUGCUUGCCUAUUACACUGAUGGCAGUGAAAGCAACAUGAUGCAGGUUGAUGAUGAUGAGCAUCCUGAUGUCUGCUCUGAGUCUGACCAUCAGUCCAACUCCGGGCCUGGCAUACCCAUUUCUGCACCAGAGCCAUCAACACCUUACCCACUGGACUUCGUCCUUGCAGAGAUGUCCCGAUCGGAUGUUAUCGCGGACCUCCCUCCAGCCCUUAUCUGCAUAUCCCAGUGCCCCAUUGUCCGCCGCCCGGGCCCAGCACAAGAUGGUUGGACACCAGCCGGAAAUGUGAAGGAGGUUGUCCUUGCACGUCGGCUGGUCUAUGCUGCCUUUGAACCCGAUGAGUCGAUCAAUGACAACUGGUCAGCCCUAAAUCCACAGGAGUGCUGCGACAGAAUUGGCGUGAGUUUCCGGUAUGCGACACCGUACCCGCCAUACUGGCAGCGUCGCGAGAAGGAACUGGAAACCGAGACGUGGAUGUACCAGCCGCCGGUGAUUUGCCCGAACUGCAACGCGGCGAUCUAGAUGUUCGUUUUGUUGAAUGCUUUGUAUUUGCUUUGCUCGGUGUCGUCUCAACCUUUCUUGCUAUCUUGCUAGUAUGAUGACACGCGAGAUAUAUUCCGUUGGACAAAGUGAAAGUCAACACACCCCCUCGAGAUCAGGAUCAAGGAGGACAGGAACAAUACGCGCCAACAAAUUACUAGGGAAUAGAUAUAAUCCGGUCCAUCGAGCGAAUUUCGUCUGAUUUACUUCGAAGUCAGACGAAAAUGGCACAAUAUCGUACAACAGGCAUCGGGAUACGCAGGCAGACUAGGACGACUGGAGAUUUCGAUUCUGGUAGGAGGCUGAAUAUGGGUGUUUGUGAAGUUGAAGGGG
Messenger RNA from Rhodofomes roseus, 1876 nucleotides. RefSeq lists its product as uncharacterized. NCBI's taxonomy places the organism in Eukaryota, Fungi, Basidiomycota, Agaricomycetes, Polyporales, Fomitopsidaceae. The coding region runs from base 113 to 1525 and encodes 470 amino acids. The transcript is spliced from 8 exons. The record is from RefSeq and is a predicted model, not a curated record.